Cebus imitator (Panamanian white-faced capuchin) is the source of this 1995-nucleotide messenger RNA. It is a transcript of the gene ZWINT, whose product is annotated as ZW10 interacting kinetochore protein. Gene Ontology annotation, cellular component: dendrite; nuclear body; kinetochore. The record is from RefSeq and is a predicted model, not a curated record. Bases 267 to 1202 code for a protein of 311 amino acids. Gene Ontology annotation, biological process: mitotic cell cycle checkpoint signaling; establishment of localization in cell; mitotic sister chromatid segregation. Lineage: Eukaryota; Metazoa; Chordata; Mammalia; Primates; Cebidae. The transcript is spliced from 7 exons.
CGGCACCGGGAAAGAUGGAGGCGGCAGAAACUGAGGUGGAAACUGCAGUCCUAGAGGUCCUGACUGAGGUAGCAGGCAUCCUGGAACCAGUAGGCCUCCAGGAGGAGGCGGAACUGUCAACCAAGAUCCUGGUUGAGUUUGUGGUGGUAUGUACAAGAUGGGAGCCAGCCUUUCAGAAGCCAGGGUCUGGUCCUGGCUCCUCUUAUUGAGAUACAGGACAGCAUUGGUAGAGAGCAGCCUUUAAGGAAACCUAUAAAGAGGUAAGGAUGUUCCCUGUCUCUGCCCUCCCUCUGAGCAGGACUCCCAGAAGAAAGACAAGCUGCUCUGCAGCCAGCUUCAGGUGGUGGACUUCCUGCAGAACUUUCUGGCUCAGGAGGACACUGCCCACGGUCUGGAUCCCUUGGCUUCUGAAGACACGAGCCGUGAGUAGGCAAAGGAUAGGAGUAGCAGCUGGCCUGAGUGGGGAAGAUAGGAGGGUUUCAGUUAGGUCUCCCAUUUGGCUGAUGGGAAGAAGGAGGCCCAGUGUUGCAAGGGGGCAGUCUAGCAGGCCACCCUCACUCAUGUUCUUAUUCCUGGUGGCUCAUUCAGGACAGAAGGCAAUUGCAGCCAAAGAACAAUGGAAAGAGCUGAAGGCCACCUAUAGAGAGAACGUGGAGGCCAUCAAAAUUGCACUCACCAAGUCCCUGACUCAGAUGGAGGAAGCCCAGAAGAAACGGACACAACUCCAAGAAGCAUUUGAGCAGCUCCAGGCCAAGAAACAAAUGGCCAUGGAGAAACGUAGAGCAGCCCAGAAGCAGUGGCAGCUACAACAGGAGAAGCGUCUGCAGCAUCUGGCAGAGGUUUCUGCACAGGUGAGGGAGCGUAAGAUAGGAACUCAGAAGGAGCUUGAGGGGGUGUUUCAGAAACUUGGAAACUUGAAGCAGCAAGCAAGACAGGAGCGGGACAAGCUACAGAGGCACCAGACCUUCCUCCAGCUUCUGUAUACCCUGCAGGGUAAGCUGCUGUUCCCUGAAGCUGCCGCUGAGGCAGAGAAUAUUCUAGAUGAUAAACCCCAGCAGCUGGCUCGACCCGAGGAGCACAGUAUAGGAGACAUCAUGGAGAGAGACCCUGGUGUGUCCUCCAAGGCUGAUGGUCUACAACCUGCUCUAGAUUCAAAUUUGCCAUGGCUCCCUGGAGGACAACAGCAUGGAGAAAGAUCCUAGAACAGUCCUCAGUCCUCUGACCCUCCCCCAACACACACACACAAUCAUCAUUGCAAGAAAGACUGUGAACUCCUGAGUUCAGCCUGAUUUCUGACUACAACCCAGGUGGGACAAGCUCUGGCAUCUGUGGAUUAAAAGCCCUGGAUCUCUCUCAGUUGCAUAUUUGUUUCUUCAUCUUCAUAUGCUGGCAGGCAGAACUGUUAAUACAGAUACUAAGAAGCCAAUAACAUGGCAGGAGCUGGGACUGGUUUGAACAAAUGGUGUGCAGAUGGGGAGGGGGUACUGACCUUGUGCCUCAGGAGUUGCUUCCUUCUAUGAUGCAGACAUGCUGAAUUUAAUUCAAGGAGGAGGAGAUUAUUUUAGGCAGGUGGUUAUAUGCAGGGAAGAUAAUUUAUUCACUAAUCCAAAUUGUAUUCAUGGAUCCAAAUGUUUGUUGAGUCCUUUGUGCUAAGGUUCUUGCUGUGAACCAGAGCUAUAACAGUGAGCUCAUCUGACCCUUUUAAGAUAUAUAGCCUAGUGUUAACAUUCUUGGUAUCUUUUUGUGCCUUAUCUAAAACAUUUCUUGAUCACUGUUUUCAGAUGUUCAUUUAUUAGUUUUUUCAAAGAAUCAGAGAUUGGCUUUUGUCACCCACUGUUGUAUGUUUUGUUUCAUUGACCUCUAGUAAUACCUUGAUCAUUUCCUACCUUCUGUUUUCAGAUGGUUUUCUGUAAACUCUUAUUUUUAUCAGAUGAUCAGCUCAUGUAUUUGGAUCAUUAUUUGGUUUCUGAAAUAAAUAUCUAAGGCUAUACAUUU